AUGGACACCGCGGAAGAAGCUUCAGCUUCCCCAUCAUCCCCUCGAUUCUCCGGCACCCGUGGCGUAUUCGUGAGUUUCCGGCAGAAAGACACCGGAAACACAUUCGCAGCCACUCUAUACGACGCUCUCCGGCGGAAGGGACUGAAAGCCGUCCUCGGCGGCAACUCCUCAGCGAUUCGCAGCUCAAGGAUCGCCAUCGUAGUCUUCUCUGAAAAUUACGCUUCUUCGAAGCGUUGCCUCACCGAACUAACGAAGAUCCUUAAGUGUAUGAAGCAAAAGAAGCAAGUGGUGUUCCCAAUUUUUUACAAAGUAGAACCCUCUGUUGUACGGCACCAGAGAAAGAGUUACGGAGAAGCCAUCGCUAAACACGAAGAGAGGGUCGGAACAGACUCCAACAAGCUCCGAAAAUGGAGGUCCUCUCUCAACCAAGCCGCUGGCUUGUCAGGGUGGCAUUUUCAAGCUGGAUGUGAACUUGAGUUCAUUGAAAGGGUUGCUGAAGAGACUUCUGCCCAAUUACCUCCCAAACAUAUAGAUAUUGGUGAGCGCAUUAUUGGGCUUCACCCCUGUAUUGAACAAGCCAAGUUGCUUUUAGAUCUUGCUUCCAACAAUGAUGUUUGCAUGUUAGGAAUUUAUGGAGAAAGUGGUGUUGGCAAAACCACCCUUGCCAAAGCUUUGUAUAAUUCCAUCCUCCACAUGUUUGAAGGUGCAUGUUUCAUCUUCAAUGUCAGAGAAGCUUCCAAGCAGCACAAGGGCAUGCUGCGUCUGCAACAAACUCUUCUGUCAGAGAUUCUUGAGGAGAAAAAAACUAAGCUGGCCAGUGCUGAUGAAGGAAUCUCUAUGAUAAAACACAGGCUUGCCCAUAAAAGAGUUCUUUUGGUUCUUGAUGAUGUUGAUGGGAUAGAACAGUUGGAAAAGUUAGCAGGAGGGUGUGAUUGGUUUGGUUUUGGUAGCAGGAUUAUUGUAACAACAAGGGAUCAACAUUUGCUACUUGCCCAUCUUGUUGAAAGGACAUAUCAAAUGAAGGGACUCAAUGAUCGUGAUUCUCUUGAGCUUUUUUGUUGGUAUGCUUUCAAUGCUAGCCAACCUGCAACUGGGUACGAAAAUGUGUCUAAUCAUGUAGUAAGCUAUGCGCGGGGCAUUCCAUUGGUUUUGAAAGGAAUAGGCUCCAAGUUGAUUAACAGAAGUUUACGGGCAUGGGAAUGUGCAAUGGAACAAUACGAGAAGAUUCCUGAAACAAAAAGAUUGGAGACAUUCUUAAAAGAUGGUAAAAAGGGAUGA
This is a messenger RNA of Abrus precatorius (Indian licorice), 1278 nucleotides long. Its product is annotated as TMV resistance protein N-like. Gene Ontology annotation, biological process: signal transduction; defense response. The record is from RefSeq and is a predicted model, not a curated record. The coding region runs from base 1 to 1278 and encodes 425 amino acids. Gene Ontology annotation, molecular function: ADP binding. NCBI's taxonomy places the organism in Eukaryota, Viridiplantae, Streptophyta, Magnoliopsida, Fabales, Fabaceae. The transcript is spliced from 2 exons.